This is a messenger RNA of Rubroshorea leprosula, 1101 nucleotides long. Lineage: Eukaryota; Viridiplantae; Streptophyta; Magnoliopsida; Malvales; Dipterocarpaceae. The record is from the annotation of a GenBank genome assembly.
GUAGCAACAAUGGAGUACAAGAAUAGCAGUAUUAAUCGGACGCUUUUCUAGUUUAAGAAGCCAUUUUGUCAAAAGAAAGAAGUGACUGCUUCUCCUCGCAAGUCGCAAUCCAAUUUCUCCGUUGUCUCGCCGACUACGCCUCCGCCAUGGUCUUCUUCCGGUUUUCGUUAGUGUUACUACUGCCUAUGCCGGCUAUGGGGUUUCUGAGAAAGGAAUAUACAGAGCCAAGUGGGUCUUUUGGUCCAGCAUGUUUAUUGAAUAUUUCUUUUUCUUUUUUCCUUCUUUCAUAUUUGUUGUUUUUUUACUUAUUCAUGAGUUGUAUAACUUACUUGAAGUGCAUUAGAAAUGACCUUUCAUAUUUAAUUUUCACUCUACACACAUUCAACACAGAGUUAGUGAGGUCUUGAUGUGCAUGGCAAAUAAUGUCACUACAUGGCUUAACUAAGAUUUAAAAAUCUGAGUUUGAGAGAUGAUAUAACCAUUCAGGGUAUUAUAACUCUUUAGAAUAACCUACUGGUAUGCACAAUGUGGAUUGCAAACUUAAUUUAUAAAGGAUGGUUGUAGAUUGUGAAAGUGUGCAUGAUAUUCUUUGCUAUCACAUAUUGGGGAAGAGUGGACUUUAUGAAGUUUGGUCAUAGGAAUACAAUGGAUGGUCAUCAGGUUCAGCUUCAUGUUAGUCUCGGUUAGAGGUGUCAUCUCCUUACUAGUGAUCUAGGGAUGAUAUACUUGUCAAAUUGCCACGAUGCUGAGGUCUUGAUUGUUGGUAUUAGCUGAAAUUGCUGUAUUUUCCUUGGCAAAUCAUCCUUUCACUACAUGGCAGGUAUAUUUUUCUUAUCUCAUCUGAAACUUUGAGUUCUAUUUGGUAUCACCUAUGCUUUUGAGUUUUUCCCUUUUGGGUUUUAUUUUUAUUUUUUUUGUUUUCUGCAGUUCUUUUUCUUCUGUUUUUAAUUCAAAAAUAAAAUGAGUUGAAAAACAUAGAUGUUUUUGUUUGCUGUUUGAGAAUUUUACUAGCAGCUUCUUUGGAAAUUUGCAAAAAAGAUUUAUCUUUUUUGGCUACAAAUUUACACUAGACACUGUAUAUAAUUAACGCUAUUAUGUGUU